Staurois parvus is the source of this 1775-nucleotide messenger RNA. Lineage: Eukaryota; Metazoa; Chordata; Amphibia; Anura; Ranidae. The record is from the annotation of a GenBank genome assembly.
AUGACCACCUCAUCUAUUCGGAGGCAGAUGAAAAACAUUGUAAAUAAUUAUUCAGAAGCCGAAAUUAAAGUCAGGGAAGCCACCUCCAAUGACCCAUGGGGUCCUUCUAGCUCCCUCAUGACGGAAAUCGCUGACUUGACCUACAACGUGGUGGCUUUUUCUGAAAUCAUGAGUAUGAUCUGGAAGAGACUCAAUGAUCACGGGAAGAACUGGAGGCAUGUUUACAAAGCUUUGACCUUGUUGGACUAUCUCAUCAAGACUGGCUCUGAAAGGGUGUCUCACCAGUGCAAGGAGAACAUCUUCGCCAUACAGACUCUAAAGGACUUCCAGUACAUCGACCGGGACGGCAAAGACCAGGGGAUUAAUGUACGGGAAAAGUCUAAACAGUUGGUGAGCCUUUUGAAGGACGAUGAGAGGUUGAAAGGAGAGAGAGCCCAGGCACUUAAGACCAAAGAGCGUAUGGCACAGGUGGCCACCGGGGUGGGGAGCAACAACCAGAUCAGCUUUGGCCGAGGAUCUAGUCAACCUAACCUGUCCACGAGUUACUCAGAGCAGGACUACGGAAAGUCAGGUGGAUCUCCAGCAUCAUACCAUGGAUUUAUGUGUGAUGUCCUCACAGCUACGUCCCCCCGGGUCUCUUCGGAGCUGGAACAGGCUCGCCCUCAGACAAGUGGAGAGGAGGAGCUACAGCUGCAGCUGGCACUGCCAUGAGCAGGGAGGUGGCAGAGCAAGAAGAGCGAAUCCGUCGGGGUGACGAUUUGCGGCUUCAGAUGGCCUUAGAGGAGAGUAGGAAAGACACCAUCAAAGGGCCAAAAAAGAAAUCGCAGCAGCAGCCGUCGUUGUUGGACCUAAUAGACGCACUGCCUCCAGGGGCCCCAGCCCCUCCUAAAUCCGAGCCUUGGGCAGCCGCAUCGGUACCAAAAUCAAAAAGCCAACCUGACCCUUGGGGGGCAACUGCUGCCUCUCCUACCUCCAGAGACCCCUGGCAGUCUUUUGGUACGAAGACAUCUGCCACCUCUGACCCCUGGGGAUCAAGCACGGUCUCUUCAAGGCAGUCUCUUCCCAAAAGCCAAGACCCCUGGGCCCCCUUGCCUGCCUCGGGAGCAGCUAAUUCUACAGCAGAUCCCUGGGGACCUGCAACUAAAUCUAGCACAAGCACAGGAGGUCCAUCCUUUGACCCAUUCAGCAAUUUAAAUGGGACUGUGAGAGAUGACUUUUCUGAGUUUGACAGCCUGAGGUCCACAUCUAAAGUAUCAGCAGAUUCCUUAUCUACAUUGCCGUCCUUGCGCAGUGGUACCACCAGUCCUGAACUCUUUGACUCCCAGCCAGUGGCCAUGACUACCGGCAAACAGGCCAUUGCUCGCAAAACCCCAGAAUCCUUCCUGGGACCCAACGCCGCCUUAGUGAACCUCGAGACACUGGUGACGAUGCCCACACCGCCUGCCCCUACGUUUAACCCCUUCUUGGCAUCAGGACAAACUGCUCCAGCAUCUACACCCGCUAUCAACCCCUUCCAGGUCAACCAGCCUCAAGCCCUGACCCUAAACCAGCUGCGUUCCAGUCCUAUGAUGGGAGUUGCACCGUCCUUCAACAACAUGCCAGCAAUGGCUAACGAGGCCUCUAUACCACCCCCAUUACAGGGCAUGUCAACGUUACCAGCGGUACCGCCAGCAGGGAUGAACAUAAACAUGGCAGCCAACUUGCCACAUCACAACAAUGCCAUUUCCCCUUCAAACACCCAAGCCAUGAAUGCUACCAACCCGUUCUUGCUAUGA